Arabidopsis arenosa is the source of this 4536-nucleotide messenger RNA. NCBI's taxonomy places the organism in Eukaryota, Viridiplantae, Streptophyta, Magnoliopsida, Brassicales, Brassicaceae. The record is from the annotation of a GenBank genome assembly.
AUCCAAACUCCCAAAAAUAAACAGAGCAAAAAAUGGAGAAAUGGCUCGUGAUCUCUCUUCUACUACUGAUCUCAACAUCAAUCACAACUUCACAAUCCGUGACCGAUCCAAUAGCUUUCCUUCGAUGUCUCGAUAGACAACCAACGGACCCAACAAGUCCUAACUCCGCCGUCGCUUAUAUCCCAACAAACUCUUCCUUCACUGCCAUCCUCCGCCGCCGUAUACCAAACCUCCGUUUCGACAAACCCACUACUCCUAAACCCGUCUCCGUCGUUGCAGCCACCACGUGGACACAUAUACAAGCUGCUAUAGGAUGCGCACGUGAGCUCUCUCUCCAAGUCAGGAUCAGAAGUGGUGGCCACGAUUUCGAAGGACUCUCUUACACUUCCACUGUCCCUUUCUUUGUCCUCGACAUGUUCGGUUUUAAAUCCGUGGACGUGAAUCUCACCGAGAGGACGGCUUGGGUCGAUUCCGGUGCUACCGUCGGAGAGCUUUAUUACCGGAUAGCUGAGAAGAGCAAUGUUCUUGGAUUUCCGGCGGGUUUAUCUACGACACUGGGCGUUGGUGGACAUUUUAGCGGCGGAGGUUACGGUAAUAUGAUGAGAAAGUAUGGAUUGUCGGUGGAUAAUGUUGUUGGCUCCGGGAUCGUUGAUUCGAACGGGAAUAUCUUCACCGAUCGGGUUUCGAUGGGGGAAGACCGUUUCUGGGCAAUUCGAGGAGGUGGUGCAGCGAGCUACGGUGUUGUACUCGGCUACAAGAUCCAGCUAGUACCGGUUCCGGAGAAAGUUACUGUUUUUAAAGUUGUAAAAACCGUCGGAGAAGGAGCCGUUGAUCUCAUAAUGAAGUGGCAGAGUUUUGCUCAUAGUACCGAUCGGAAUUUGUUCGUGAGGUUGACGUUGACUUUGGUCAACGGUACGAAGCCCGGUGAGAAGACGGUUUUGGCUUCGUUUACUGGGAUGUAUUUAGGCCGGUCGGAUAAGCUGUUGACCGUGAUGAACCGGGAUUUCCCGGAGUUGAAGUUGAAGAAAACCGAUUGUACCGAGAUGAGAUGGAUCGAUUCGGUUCUGUUUUGGGACGAUUAUCCGGUUGGUACACCGACUUCUGUGCUGCUAAACCCGGUCGCAAAAAAGUUGUUCAUGAAACGAAAAUCUGACUACGUGAAGCGUCCGAUUUCGAGAGCCGGCAUCGAUUUGAUACUCAAGAAAUUGGUAGAGGUUGAGAAAGUUAAAAUGAAUUGGAAUCCGUAUGGAGGAAGGAUGGGUGAGAUCCCGAGUUCGAGGACACCUUUCCCACAUAGAGGAGGCAAUUUGUUCAACAUUGAGUAUAUCAUAGACUGGUCAGAAGCUGGAGAUAAUGUGGAGAAAAAGUAUUUGGCACUCGCGAGUGAGUUAUACAGAUUCAUGACCCCGUACGUGUCUAGUAAUCCAAGGGAGGCGUUUUUGAAUUACCGUGACCUUGACAUAGGGUCAAGUGUUAAGUCCACGUACCAGGAAGUUUCAGUUGCAACUUCACAGUCCCAAACCGAUCCAGAGACUUUCCUCCGAUGUCUCGUAAGAGAAGGAUCAAACCCUCAGGUUUUCAUCUCCGACGUCACCUACAUCCCAUCAAACUCCUCUUUCACCACCGUCCUCCGCCGCCGCAUACCUAACCUCCGUUUCGACAAACCCACCACCCCAAAACCCAUCGCCAUCAUCACCCCUACCACAUGGUCACACAUUUCUCCGGCGCUAGCUUGCGCACGCUUGCUUCCUGUCCAAGUCAGAAUCCGAAGCGGCGGUCAUGAUUUCGAAGGACUCUCUUACACCUCCACCGCUCCGUUCUUUGUCAUCGACUUGCUCAACUUCAAAUCCGUUGACGUGAAUCUCACGGAAGGAACGGCUUGGGUUGAUACCGGCGCUACACUCGGAGAGCUAUAUUAUAAAAUCGCUGAGAAAAGCAAUGUUCUUGGGUUUCCGGCGGGUUUGUGUACUACAUUGGGUAUUGGUGGACAUAUUAGCGGCGGAGGGUACGGAACUAUGAUGAGAAAGUACGGUUUGUCGGUGGAUAACGUUGUCGGCUCCAGGAUCAUCGACUCUAACGGGAAUACCUACUUCGAUCGAAUGUCCAUGGGGGAAGAGCUUUUCUGGGCGGUUCGAGGAGGUGGAGCGGCGAGUUUCGGCAUCGUGAUGGGAUACAAAAUCCGGUUGGUUCCGGUGCCGGAGAAAGUAACGGUUUUUAGCGUCGGAAAAACCGUCGGAGAAGGAGCCGUUGAUCUUAUAAUGAAGUGGCAGAAUUUUUCUCACAGUACGGAUCGGAAUUUGUUCGUGAAGCUGACUUUGACUUUAGUCAACGGUACAAAGCCGGGUGAAAAAACGGUUUUAGCGACUUUCAUUGGGAUGAAUUUAGGCGGGUUGGAUAAGACGUUGAACGUUAUGAACCGGGACUUCCCAGAGUUAAAGCUGAAGAAAACCGAUUGUACCGAGAUGAGAUGGAUCGAUUCGGUUCUGUUUUGGGCCGGUUUUCCGAUUGGCACACCGACUUCUGUGUUACUAAACCCUAGAGUUACAAAAAAGUUGUUCAUGAAACGGAAAUCAGACUACGUGAAGCGUCCGGUUUCGAGAACCGGCCUCGGUUUGAUACUGAAGAAAUUGGUUGAGGUUGAUAAAGUUGAAAUGAAUUGGAUUCCAUAUGGAGGAAGAAUGGGGGAGAUCCCGAGUUCGAGGACACCUUUCCCACAUAGAGGAGGAAAUUUGUUCAACAUUGAGUAUAUCAUAGACUGGUCGGAAGCUGGAGAUGACGUGGAAAAGGAUCAUUUGGCAAGUGCAAGUGAGAUGUACAAAUUCAUGACCCCAUACGUGUCUAGUAAUCCGAGGGAGGCGUUUUUGAAUUACCGUGAUCUCGACAUAGGGUCUGGUGUUAAUUCCACGUACCAGGAAGAUUCCGUAACUAUCUACGAAGAUUUUGUCCGAUGUUUCAAAAACGUGACAAGUAUCACCGACGAUGAUCUCUCCGCCGUCGUUUUGCCACGUACCAGCGUUUCCUUCACUCCUACCUUACGCGCCUACAUCAGAAACGCGCGUUUCAACACCUCCUCAACGCCAAAACCGUCGAUCAUCAUCGUGCCACGUGUCGAUUCCCACGUUCAAGCCGCCGUGAUCUGCGCCAAAACGCUGAAUCUCCAGCUUAAGAUCCGUAGCGGUGGUCACGACUACGACGGUCUCUCUUACAUCUCCGCCGUGACGUUCCUCGUCCUUGAUCUCUCUAAUUUCCGUAACAUCACCGUCGAUUUGAACGACGGUGGAGGAUCCGCUUGGGUACAAACCGGCGCGACGCUCGGCGAGCUUUAUUAUCGGAUCUGGGAGAAGAGCGAGGUCCAUGCUUUCCCCGCCGGAGUAUGUCCUACCGUCGGCGUCGGAGGACACGUAAGCGGUGGUGGAUACGGACACAUGAUUCGAAAAUUCGGUCUCACUAUAGAUCACGUCGUUGACGCCACAAUCGUUGACGCUAACGGUCAAAUUCACGAUCGGAAAUCGAUGGGAGAGGAUCUAUUCUGGGCGAUUCGCGGCGGAGGCGGCGGAAGCUUCGGCGUUAUUUUAGCUUUCAAAGUGAAACUCGUGACGGUUCCAAAAACCGUAACCGUCUUCAGGGUUGAUAAAUCGGUUGACGAAAAUGCCCUUGACAUGGUUCAUAAAUGGCAAUUCGUAGCUCCAAGAACCGACCCGGGUUUAUUCAUGAGAGUGUUGUUAUCCUCUCCGACGCAGAAUAAAACACGUACGGUGAACGCUAAAUUAAGGGCGUUGUAUCUUGGAAAAGCUGACGACGUCGUUUCAAAGAUGGCGGAGGAGUUUCCGGAGUUGGGUUUGAAGAAAGAAGAUUGUAAGGAAAUGACGUGGAUUCAAUCACUCUUAUGGUGGAUGAAUCAUGUAGACGUGGACAAAGUUAAACCGGAGAUUUUGCUUGAGAGGGAACCGGAUUCGGCUAAAUUUCUCAAGAGGAAAUCUGAUUACGUUGAGAAGGAGAUGACUAAACUGGAAUUAAACCGGUUGUUUCAGAAAUUGGCGACAUUAGAUAGAACCGGUUUGGUUUUGAAUCCGUAUGGAGGGAAUUUAAACGCGACCGCAGUGAAUGAAACGGCGUUUCCGCAUCGGCACAAACUUUAUAAGAUCCAACAUUCGGCGACUUGGCCCGAUGCUGGACCGGAAGCGGAAAGACUUUAUAUUGGUAAUUUAAGAACAACCUAUAAUAUUAUGACUCCAUUUGUGUCGAAAAAUCCUAGGAGUUCGUAUUUGAACUAUAGGGAUAUCGAUAUCGGGGUUAAUGAUCAUGGAGUGGAUAGUUAUCGAAAGGGAGAAAUCUACGGAAGGAAGUAUUUUGGCGAGAAUUUUGAUCGAUUGGUCCGGGUUAAAACGGCUGUUGAUCCGGAAAAUUUCUUUAGAAACGAGCAGAGUAUACCAACUUUACCUCCUAAUAGAAGAUAGAGAACUUUAGUCCAUGUAACAAUAGUAACUUCUCUAUAGUGUUUCUUCAUGAAACUUGGAAUAAUUUUUAUAAUAGAUU